AUGGACGAAAAGAAUCGGUCGGCAGACGUCGAUGAGGAGGACGAGAACAAAGAUCACGACAGCCAGGACGUCGGUGAGAGUCGCCAGGAUAUGAGUGACCAGGCGGAUGAUGGUCAUGAUGAUGAUGAGUCUGUCUCGGCUAACUUUGGAUCGGAGGUGGACCCAGCCGAUGAGGGUUCGGUCGCCGAUGUGACCGAGUUGGGUGAGGACGUAAGCGAUCCGACCGACGAGCAGAAAUCGACUCACGAGCAGGGCCCGGAGGCCAAGGAUCAUAUGUAA
This is a messenger RNA of Plasmopara halstedii, 279 nucleotides long. RefSeq lists its product as uncharacterized. The record is from RefSeq and is a predicted model, not a curated record. The coding region runs from base 1 to 279 and encodes 92 amino acids. The transcript has a single exon. Lineage: Eukaryota; Oomycota; Peronosporomycetes; Peronosporales; Peronosporaceae.